This is a messenger RNA of Nymphaea colorata (pocket water lily), 2614 nucleotides long. Its product is annotated as protein TPX2-like. Bases 255 to 2162 code for a protein of 635 amino acids. The record is from RefSeq and is a predicted model, not a curated record. The transcript is spliced from 19 exons. Lineage: Eukaryota; Viridiplantae; Streptophyta; Magnoliopsida; Nymphaeales; Nymphaeaceae. Gene Ontology annotation, molecular function: protein kinase activator activity; microtubule binding. Gene Ontology annotation, biological process: mitotic spindle assembly; activation of protein kinase activity; regulation of mitotic spindle organization. Gene Ontology annotation, cellular component: nuclear microtubule; mitotic spindle.
GGGCACUGUCGAUCUUCCGUCGCUUACUGGGUAAAACCAGCGAGCCAACGCGCGCCCUCUUGUCGCUUCUCUCAUCUUUUAUCCAGUCGCGUUCUUCUGAUUGCGAAUGCGUUCAAGAAGAGCGGGAAGAAGGGGAGGAAGAGGAGGAGGAGGAGUCUGGGUUCUUGGUCGUUGGUUGUUUGAAUGGCGGGGUGGAUAAAGUUGUUUUAGCCCCUUGUUCUCGGUGGUCUUUGUUCGCGGUUUGGGACUCGAGAAUGGAGGACGAGAUGGACGAGAUGAUGGGGGAAGGGGAGGAAGGUCUGUCUUCCCUGCAGAUCGACCUAGAGUACGAAUACUCAGCUCCACGGUUCUAUGAUUUCACGGGGAUGGAGACGGCCGACGAUUCGCGAGAAGCCGAAGCGUGGUUUGAUAGCGCCGGCAGCGAUCCUGAUUCGCCUUACUUGGCUAAGCUGUUACAUAUGAGAGAAGCGAUUGUAGAUGAAGAAAGUGACCUUCCACAAGCCCAUGAUGUUGAACAUUAUGAUCCCAUUCAUCACUUGCCUGCUGAUUCAAGACCUAGCAUGGGAACUGAGAUAAACAUGAUGGAUGAGGACAGAAAAGUGAACAUGCAAGGAGCAUUUCUCAUGGAACAACCUGCUGAUUUCCACAUCAUGGAAAAAUCUGCUGAUGCCCCAGUGGGCUAUAUCCAGAAUUUAUCACAACAUACUAGUCUGGAUCGCCUUGUUAUGGACUGCAUUGUUGCUGAUUCACUUAAGGAAACUGAAUCCUCUAAAGGAAUAGUUUCUAAGAGCCAUAAUGGACAGCAUGCUCCCCAAGGCAAAGACAAGAGUUUCUUGACUGCCCGUUUUUCCAGAAGUUCUACUUUGAUGAAGCCCACUGCAAGCCAAUUAGCCAAGCAAAAAAAAUCAGUCCUAAAUUUCCCAAGAGAAGUGGAAGUUUCUAGAAGAAUUGUAGGAAGGCCUACCCUUUCUGCUAUUGCUAAGAACAAAAAAGAUGCAGAGAAAGCAUCUUUCAGUGAGUGCCAUGCUUCAAAAAGGCAAAAGCUGGAAGGUGGCCAGUUGCGAAAGCAGAUGCAGCAGUUGCACGAUAUGAAGGAACGGAUGCCUUUGCUUCAUAAGGCCCCCAAACAAGUCCAAGGCCAAAGCAGUGCCAGCUGCAUGGGAAUGCAUGCUGCAGGCCUUAGUAAUAGGUGUUCUUCACUUGUGAAGGAUAGACAUAUUGAUGGAAUUCGUGAACAAACUAAAUUGAGAUUGACUGUGCCAAGAGAGCCUGAACUCAAAACUGCACAAAGGGCUAGGAGAAUUAGGGCCAAUAUGGCUUCAAAUCUGGAUGAAUGUGAGCUUACAAAAGCUUCUCUGUCUAAAGCACAGCCCUUGAACAGGAAGGUUCUUGAGGCCCCUUCUUUACCUCUGCCACAAAGAAGUGCACGGAGAAUGCCUGUUUUUCAUGAAUUUCAUUUGAAGACAUCAGAGAGAGCUUUGCAGCAUUCGUUGGCUGUUCCAUCAACAGUGUCUUGUGGCAACCCAGGCAAUGUCCGGAAUGUGCCUACUGCUGCUGGCAGAAGUGAUCCUGCUGACACUAAGCCACCCCACCUCGACAAAAUUGUCUCUUAUCCAAGGUCGAGAGUCACUGACAGCACAAAGCCAGGCAUCAAUGACAAAGGCCAUAUAUUUAAAGCAAGACCGCUUGAUAGGAAGAUCUUUUCAAGCAAGGGAGAUAUUGGUAUUUACCGAAAUUUCAAACGAGAAACAACAAAACCUGUGGGUUUUAAUUUUCCAACAGACAAAAGGUUUCCUCAGCCCAAUCCGCCUAUUGACUUAUUCAACAAGCUGUCCCUCAAAUCUGAAGUUUGUCAUCAUAAUGCAUCUCAGACAACUUUGCCUCAUACCAGUCAUUCCCCUCUCAAGAUCUAUGAAGGAGAAAAGGAAAACGUGAAUAACUUGUCGCAACAUGAACAUAAUAUGGUCGUGUGCACAGGUGAAGAGAAAGAACAUAUGUCUCAAAUGCCACUGAAUCAAACUAAGGAAGGAGGGGGAAUGACUGGAAUAAGCAACAAUGAUCAACUGCUUGGUAGGUCUCCAUUCAUAGAGAUGCUGGAAGUAAACGUCUUAUCCUGUCAUCCGUCCAGCAAUGGAAGCUUGCUUGUGGCACAGAGUUCUUAGUCAUAGAUGAUGUAGCCAAUGCAAGGACGGUUGCAUCAUGCCCCCAUCCGAUGUCAUAAACACUCGCCAUUUACGGUUUUGAUGGCAUUGGAUCACACUGUGACGAUUGAUAUUAACAGCAUCACGAAGAAGGAACAGACAUGACAGAUGGAUGGUAUGUAACAUAGCGGGAAUUCUCAAUGCUGAAACCACGAGGCUUAUGUCAACAAACAUUUAGGUUCUUGCUGUGCAUACUCCAUGGUGGUCAGGGACGCUUUGGACAUAGUGCACAGAUAGGACCGUGAAGGAAAAUUUGCCGAGGAAGAAUGCAGUGUACUUUUUAGACUGAAACUUUGGCAUGUUCCGGUGAAGGGUAACCAUUCUUUGGUCUUUAAUUUUUUGAACAUUUCAAAUUUGAUUGUAGAUUGCCCAUUGUAAAGUGAAUUUAAGUUCAGUAAAAUGAUCCUUUUUCA